AUGGCGUUGCAAACUCGAGCAUGUGCGAUUAAAAAAUGUGAAGUUUUUUCGUGUGCUGUAUGCCAUUGUUGCCAAAAUGAUUUAUGCCUUGACCAUUUAAAACAACAUAAAGACCAACUUAAUGCCCAAUUGAUCCCACUUGCUAAUCAGAUCAAUACAUUUUUGGAUGGUCUUGAGCAUUUCGAUCCGACUUCUUUGUCCAGUUUUAAAGUACUCGAACAAUGGCGCAUUUCAGCUCAUGCAACUGUCGAUCAAUCUUACGAACGUAAGCGUCAUGAAUUAUUUGAACAACAAAAGAAUAAACCAUUGGAAAAAAUUCAUGCAGCACGAGAUAUUUUGGAUCAACUCAUUCGUAAGCAAGGAGCUACUCGUGAAAAUAUUGAUUCAUUGUCUAAUGAUAUUCGAUUGAUCGAACAAGAAAUCAGUGCUCUUCAAAAAAUUCAAAUUAAUUUGCAUCCAUUAGUUAUCGACGAUAAUUUUGUCAUUCAAUCGACUUCUGGCCUCAGAACACAACAACGUACUGGAAAUAAUAACGAACCACUACAAGCAGCUUCCAUUAGUCAAAAUCAUUUAGAAGGACCUCAAAACAAAAGUCCUUUUCAAAUCUUUGUGAAGGUACCAACUGGACAAACAAUCCUUGUAACGGUAAAAUAUCUCUUAUACGAAUGUUCAUAA
Molecule: messenger RNA, 675 nt
Organism: Rotaria sp. Silwood2
Lineage: Eukaryota; Metazoa; Rotifera; Eurotatoria; Philodinida; Philodinidae
Source: the annotation of a GenBank genome assembly